GCAGGACCUCGAGAUGACCGCUGGAGCAUCUGUGGUUCCAUCCCUUCAAACCUACUUCCGGUUCCGAGACCUGUUGCUAGGAGACCAGACAUUUCAUGAUGACAGGGUCCAUGUGGAGUUUUAUGUGGAUGAGAACACGUUUAAAGAGAGACUCAAACUUUUCUUCAUCAAAAACCAAAGAUCCAGUUUAAGGAUCCGAAUAUUUAACUUCUGCCUGAAGCUUUUGACAUGUGUUCUUUACAUAAUUCGAGUCAUGACGGACAAUCCAGCCCAGCUCCGCCACACAUGCGUCAACUGCAACAGCACCACGCAGACCAACGAGAUCAACUGCACAUGUGGUAUCCAGCAUUUAGAGCGAGCUGGUAAGAAGAGUCUGUCUCUCUUCAAAGCUUUGUAUUUUUGCAUCGUGACCUUCUCUACGGUGGGCUUCGGCGAUGUGACGCCGCAGAUCUGGCCGUCUCAGCUGCUGGUGGUGGUGAUGAUCUGUGUGGCCCUGGUUGUGCUGCCUCUACAGUUUGAGGAGUUGAUCUAUCUGUGGAUGGAAAGGCAGAAAUCUGGAGGAAACUACAGCAGACAUCGAGCUCAGACAGAGAGACAUGUGGUCUUAUGUGUCAGUACUCUCAAAAUCGACCUACUCAUGGACUUUCUCAAUGAAUUCUACGCUCAUCCUCACACACAGGAUUAUUACGUGGUCAUCUUGUGUCCAUGUGAGGUGGACGUCCAGGUGAGGAGGAUUUUGCAGAUUCCUCUCUGGUCACAGAGGGUCAUCUACCUUCAAGGCUCCGCCCUCAAAAACCAGGAUUUACUGAGAGCCAAGAUGGACGAUGCAGAAGCUUGUUUCAUUCUCAGCAGCAGGAAUGAAGCUGAUCGCAUGGCGGCAGAUCACCAGACUAUUCUGAGGGCUUGGGCUGUGAAAGACUUCGCUCCGAACUGCCCUCUUUACGUCCAGAUUCUCAAACCUGAAAACAAGUUCCAUGUUAAAUUUGCAGAUCAUGUAGUGUGUGAAGAAGAGUUUAAAUACGCCAUGUUGGCUCUGAACUGUCUGUGUCCGGCCACCUCUACGCUGAUCACCCUACUGGUGCACACAUCUCGAGGACAAGAGGGCCAGCAGUCUCCAGAGCAGUGGCAGAGGAUGUACGGCCGUUGUUCGGGUAAUGAGGUGUAUCAUAUCCGUCUGGGCGACAGUAUGUUCUUCAGAGACUACAACAGCAAAAGCUUCACCUACGCGGCCUUUCACGCCCACAAGAAGUAUGGCGUGUGUCUGAUCGGCGUGAAGAGAGAAGACAACAAAAGCAUCUUGUUGAACCCUGGGCCGCGCCACAUCAUGUCUGCCAGCGACACCUGUUACUACAUCAACAUCACGAAGGAGGAAAACUCUGCCUUCAUCUUCAGACAGGAAGAAGAUCAGGGAAAGGGGCGGGGCCACUGUGACAUUUUAAACAGCCCGUCUGGCCUACCUGUUCAUAGCAUCAUCGCUAGCAUGGGAACGGUUGCCAUGGAUUUUCAGAACACCAGUCCCACUGAGAGCGGCGUAAAACUGGCUCCGCCCCCGGAGAACGAACAAGGAAGCCGCCGCCCAAGCAUAGCGCCCGUUCUAGAGCUCGCUGACUCCGCCUCCUUACUGCCAUGUGAUCUGAUCAGCGACCAAUCAGAGGAUGAGGCCGGACAGUCGGAUGAAGAUGUAACAGCUAAUGAAUUUGUGAAAGGAUACCCCCCAAACUCUCCAUACAUUGGGAGCUCCCCAACCCUUUGCCAUCUCCUGCACCAGAAGGCCCAUUUCUGCUGUUUACGGCUUGACCAGAGCUGUGAGCAUGUUUCCUUUGAGGACGCAAAAGCGUAUGGCUUCCAAAACAAGCUGAUCAUUGUUUCUGCUGAGACGGCUGGAAACGGCCUUUACAACUUCAUAGUGCCUUUAAGAGCCUAUUACAGACCCAGACGAGAGCUCAACCCUAUAGUCCUGCUGUUAGAUAACCUACCCGAUGACCACUUCCUUGAGGCCAUAUCCUGCUUCCCAAUGGUGUAUUAUAUGGGUGGCACCAUUGACAAUUUGGACAGCCUAUUGCAGUGUGGUGUUCUGUAUGCUGAUAAUCUAGUGGUGGUGGAUAAAGAAAGCACUAUGAGUGCAGAGGAAGACUAUAUGGCUGAUGCUAAAACCAUCGUCAACGUGCAGACCAUGUUCAGGUUGUUUCCAAGUCUCAGUAUAAUCACAGAACUGACUCACCCGUCAAACAUGAGAUUCAUGCAGUUCAGAGCGAAGGACUGUUACUCCCUCGCUCUGUCCAAACUCGAGAAGAAGGAACGUGACAAAGGCUCGAAUCUUGCCUUCAUGUUUCGACUUCCGUUUGCUGCUGGUCGAGUCUUCAGCAUCAGCAUGCUGGACACACUCCUGUACCAGUGUUUUGUGAAGGACUACAUGAUCCCAAUAGCCAGAUUGCUGCUGGGAUUGGACACCACGCCGGGAUCAGGGUACCUGUGCGCUAUGCACGUAUGCGAGGCUGAUCUCUGGAUCCGCACGUACGGGAGACUCUUCCAGAAGUUCUGCUCGUCUAGUUCAGAGAUUCCCAUCGGAAUCUACCGCACAGAAUCACACGCAUCACCUGAGUUUCAAGGUUCCGUCAGCAUUGAAAGGUUAAACGACACCAGGGAGAAGGGGGAGGAGUCAAAGAUCCUCACCCGGAGCUCCUCCAGCAGUGACCAAUCAGAGCACCCGCUCCUGAGAAAGAAGAGCAUGUACUGGACGAGGCGUCUCAGUAGGCGGAGCGUGAAGAGGAGCGACUCCUCCCUCAGCUCCAUCCAGCAGCGUAUGGGCAUGUUACGCCGCUCGGAAAGGGAGGAGCUUACGGAACUGGUCAGAAACCGCAUGCAGCACUUGGGCCUGCACACGGCGGGAUACAAGGAUGUCACAAAUCUAACAGCCAGUGAUGUAAUGAACCGAGUUAAUUUGGGGUAUUUGCAAGAUGAGUUGAAUGACCAGCAGAACUCCAUCUCAUAUGUGCUGAUAAACCCCGCCCCCGACACGCUGCUGCAGCUCAAUGAUGUUGUGUUCCUGAUCCGUCCGGAUCCACUGGCUCACGUACCAGAAGCGCCGCCUGUACAAACCCGCCGGUGCCGGUCCACGACUGACACACCAGAACUCAACAAGAUUUAACCGGUCAGAACUACAUCAUACGCCAAAAGCUAUGAUAUAUAACUGGACUAUAAAGAGCUGUCGGCACUUUAAACUUUUCACUCAUAUAAGCUCUUGCUCUUAGAUUCAUCAGUGAUAUUAUGGUCUG
This is a messenger RNA of Sinocyclocheilus grahami, 3275 nucleotides long. Its product is annotated as potassium channel subfamily T member 1. Gene Ontology annotation, biological process: potassium ion transmembrane transport. The record is from RefSeq and is a predicted model, not a curated record. Bases 14 to 3148 code for a protein of 1044 amino acids. Gene Ontology annotation, cellular component: plasma membrane. NCBI's taxonomy places the organism in Eukaryota, Metazoa, Chordata, Actinopteri, Cypriniformes, Cyprinidae. Gene Ontology annotation, molecular function: outward rectifier potassium channel activity; intracellular sodium-activated potassium channel activity. The transcript is spliced from 25 exons.